Chaetomium strumarium is the source of this 2718-nucleotide messenger RNA. Its product is annotated as Lipin/Ned1/Smp2-domain-containing protein. Gene Ontology annotation, cellular component: nucleus. The coding region runs from base 162 to 2495 and encodes 777 amino acids. The transcript is spliced from 2 exons. Gene Ontology annotation, biological process: fatty acid catabolic process; triglyceride biosynthetic process. NCBI's taxonomy places the organism in Eukaryota, Fungi, Ascomycota, Sordariomycetes, Sordariales, Chaetomiaceae. Gene Ontology annotation, molecular function: phosphatidate phosphatase activity. The record is from RefSeq and is a predicted model, not a curated record.
CACGAGUCUCGGCGUGGCGGCUCCAUUGAUAUCUCGUGCCUCGGUCCACACCCUAGCAAGCAGCAGGCAAAUACAAAUUUGAUUCUCCUUCCUGGCCACAAGCUCGUUGCAGGCCCUCGAAGGUGGGAAAGAACCAUUCGGUAAUCGGGUCGUCGCAUAAGAUGCAGUACGUCAGGAACCUCAGCGAUUCGGUGUCCACGGCAUGGAAUUCAAUCAACCCAGCCACCCUCAGCGGGGCUAUCGACGUGAUCGUUGUUGAACGCGAAGAUGGCACCCUGGCUUGUUCUCCGUUCCAUGUGCGCUUCGGCAAGUUCUCGCUCCUGCGUCCGUACGAGAAGAAGGUCGAGUUCAAGGUCAACGGGGUUAAGCAGCCCUACUCCAUGAAGCUCGGCGAGGGCGGAGAAGCCUUCUUUGUGUUCGAGACGAGCGACACGAUUCCCAAAAGCCUGCAGACGUCACCCUUGGUGUCGCCCGCUUCGAGCCCCCCUCUGGACCCGCAACAGAGCGGGCAACCAGCGCUGCAGGAGCCCGAAUCGCUUGUUCUUGACGACACCGAAGGGAAGGCCCGGUCGUCGAGCUUCCACCGGCCAACCCCUACAAUUCUUCAUUCCAUCCGGCAAGACGGGCUGCUCACCCCGAGGUCAACCUCUCCGGAGCUUUCCCGGAGAGUGCCGUCCUCUGCCGAUGGUUCCCCGCCACGCCCUCACAGCGAUGUCAUCCUCCCUUACGCAGCGCGGAAGCCGCCCCCCAGCGACCACGGCUCAAGCCAAGGCGACAGUCUUAUGUACUCUGAGCGCUCGCACAGCCCACCCCCGUUGACGCCCGCUGAGGCUAUGCAGCGGGCGAUGAGUAUAUCCAAAGAACUGUCCGCCGUCAACAUCCCAACGCACGUUACUGAAACAGGAGAUUUGAUGUUGGACAUGACUGGGUUCAAGGGUAGCGAGGAGGACGCCCUUAGGGCAGAGGUCCUUGCUCGGAAGGUGUUGUCGGAAGAGCUAGACGGCAACUACGAUAUUGGCGCUCUCUUCGGUGUCGACGAACGUGGGAACCUCUGGAUCUACCACAGCGAGGAGGCGAAGGAUGCGGCAAUGAAGAGGGUGACUGAAGCGCAACUGCGUGGUUCGCACGGCAAGGACAUGGAUGCCGUGUCUGAUCCGGGCUACCAGAGCGACAGCAGCGAUGCCACGGCUUCUCCAAUCACGACAAGCCAUAGGAGGACCGAGUCAGACCUUGGCCAGAUGGCCCUGCAGACGCCUCCCAGCUCACCGGGGUCUCCAGCGGCCGGCGAUCCCAACCGGAAUUAUGCCAAGACGUUGCGGCUGACUAGCGACCAACUGAAGGCAUUGAACUUGAAAGCAGGGGAGAACUCCAUGAGCUUCACGGUGAACCGAGCAACCUGCCAGGCGUACAUGUACCUGUGGAGGCAUGAGACCCCCGUGGUUAUCUCGGACAUAGACGGGACCAUCACCAAAUCCGACGCCCUCGGCCACGUGCUGAACAUGAUUGGGCGGGACUGGACGCAUGCGGGUGUCGCGAAGCUGUACAGCGAUAUCGUGGCCAACGGGUACAACAUCAUGUACCUGACGAGUCGGUCCGUCGGACAGGCGGACACCACGCGGGCCUACCUCGCCGGAAUCGUGCAGGACGGGUAUCGUCUCCCACGAGGGCCCACGAUCCUGUCCCCGGACCGGACAUUGGCAGCGCUGCGUCGCGAGGUCUAUCUGCGCAAGCCCCACAUCUUCAAGAUGUCGACUCUACGAGACAUUCGCAGUCUCUACGGGCCGGACCGAUCCCCCUUCUACGCUGGCUUUGGCAACCGCUUCACUGACCAGAUCUCGUACCGGACCGUCGACGUUCCCCGAACUCGCAUCUUCACUAUCAACUCUAACGCCGAGGUGUCGCUGGACCUAUUGAGUCUCAACAAGAUGAAGCUCAGCUAUGUCAACAUGACCGAGGUAGUCGAUCACUACUUCCCGCCCGUCGACACUCUUGUGAAGGGGGGCGGUGAGGAUUUCACGGACUUCAAGUACUGGCGCGACAACCCGCUUGAGCUCGACGAGUUUUCCGCGAGUGAUACCGAGGGUGAGGACGAUGGGCAUGAUGACGACAACGAUAGCCAAUAUGCCGAGGAAGACGACGAGGAAGCGGGCGAGGGCCUCGGGGACAGCUACAUCUCUCGGGACUCUGCAGAUGACUACGGCGAGGGGAGCGCGAUGGGCGAGAGCUACGACGAGGAGCGGCUGAUGCGGUCCAUGGCUGAGGACGAGUAUGCUGAUGAUGAAGAGGAGGAAUUGGGCGAAGAAGACCAAGAAGACGACGUAGUGGAGGAGGAGGAGGAAGAAGAAGAAGAAGAAGAAGAGGAAGAAAGAUUAGACCGGGAAUCGACCCCCGUACCUGUCGGCGACUCUGGGCUUGAGAUGCAGGGAAGCGCAACGCAUGAUCUAAGCGCUGAGCUGAUCACGGGAGUGAAAAACUUGAAGGUGGACAACAGAUGAUAGUCCGACUAUAGAACCGCUUCAACAAGGGACCUACAGCACUGAGAGGGCUGGCGCACACUAUAGGAUAUUCGAUGGGGCCAUAGAUCGGCAAGGACACGGUACUGGAGAUGAUGUUUGACCGCAUAUCGCAUAGCGCGGCGCAAGGGAUUUUCAUGGUUGUUGGUAUAGCUAGAGGUGUAUAUCUCCACUGCUUUGGAUCAUUCUAAUUGAGGAAAUCUGG